Messenger RNA from Ochotona curzoniae (black-lipped pika), 1565 nucleotides. It is a transcript of the gene VASH2, whose product is annotated as vasohibin 2. Gene Ontology annotation, biological process: regulation of angiogenesis. The transcript has 7 exons. Lineage: Eukaryota; Metazoa; Chordata; Mammalia; Lagomorpha; Ochotonidae. The record is from RefSeq and is a predicted model, not a curated record. The coding region runs from base 1 to 1068 and encodes 355 amino acids. Gene Ontology annotation, cellular component: cytoplasm.
AUGACCGGCUCCGCCACCGACUCUCACCGCUGCCCUCACCCCAAAGGCGCCAAAGGCACCCGGUCCCGGAGCAGCCACGCGCGGCCGGUGAGCCUCGCCACGAGCGGGGGCUCGGAGGAGGAGGACAAAGACGGCGGGGUGCUGUUUCACGUGAACAAGAGCGGCUUCCCCAUCGACAGCCACACCUGGGAGCGCAUGUGGAUGCACGUGGCCAAGGUGCACCCCAAGGGUGGCGAGAUGGUGGGCGCCAUCCGGAACGCUGCCUUCUUGGCAAAGCCUUCCAUACCCCAAGUCCCAAACUACAGGGUGUCGAUGACCAUCCCAGACUGGCUCCAGGCGAUCCAGAAUUACAUGAAGACGCUACAAUACAAUCACACAGGGACCCAGUUCUUUGAAAUUAGGAAAAUGAGACCGCUGAGUGGGCUAAUGGAAACAGCAAAAGAGAUGACCCGAGAGUCCUUGCCUAUCAAAUGCCUGGAGGCUGUCAUCCUGGGCAUAUACUUAACCAAUGGGCAGCCUUCCAUUGAGCGAUUCCCCAUCAGCUUUAAAACCUGCUUCUCAGGAAACUGCUUUCACCAUGUCGUGCUGGGGAUUUACUGCAAUGGCCGGUACGGCUCGCUGGGCAUGAGCCGAAGGGCAGAGCUGAUGGACAAGCCACUGACCUUUCGGACUCUGAGUGACCUCAUCUUUGACUUUGAAGACUCCUAUAAGAAAUACCUGCACACGGUCAAGAAGGUCAAGAUCGGGCUGUAUGUCCCCCAUGAGCCCCACAGCUUCCAGCCCAUUGAGUGGAAGCAGCUGGUCCUCAAUGUGUCCAAGAUGUUGAGGGCUGACAUAAGGAAGGAGCUGGAAAAAUUUGCCAGAGACAUGAGAAUGAAGAUCUUGAAACCUGCAAGUGCCCACUCUCCAACACAAGUGAGAAGCCGGGGGAAAUCCUUGUCACCCCGAAGGAGACAAGCCAGCCCCCCGAGGAGGCUCGGCAGGCGAGACAAGUCGCCCGCACUGCCUGAGAAGAAGGUGGCCGACCUCAGCCCUCUGAAUGAGGUGGGUUAUCAGAUCCGCAUUUAGCCCAGCCCUGCCGGCCAGUCUGAGCGUCCCGUGGUGCUUCCCUUGCACUCUGCCCAGCGUCUUCAGCUGGGACUGCAACUGUUCAUGAAGAAUUCACACAUUUUCUUUGUAAGGACUGACCUGGAAAUCAAACCUGAGUGAGUGGCAACAGUUAACUGUGUGUGAACAGUUCACCAAGAGGCAACUGUGAAAAGACUGCAGUCCUCAACCUGGCUGCUGUUGGAACCGUCCGCCCUCACUCAAGACCUCAAGGAUGACAACCAUGACUGUAGUCUUCUAUUUUUCCAUUUCCCUACUUUGUGUAAUUUGCUUUGGAUGUGACGCCAUGCCAGUAGUCUGACAUUAGUCUGCCAAGUCUUCUCUCCCAUUUUUGGUACAAGUAAGGUCACUCAAAUCAGUAUUACUGUCUUUUUCAGCAAUAACAGAAGUAAAGCUAGGUGGGUUUUUUUUUUUUUUAAAGCAGUUGCUAUUACCUCAGUAUUUUAACAUUGAAUAUG